AUGAAUAACUUCCAACUCUUUGAUAACAGACUCAUUCUUUAACAACAACUUCUCCUCUAAUAAAUGUUUAUUUACAAUCAAAUGCUUGUUUAAAAGUAAUAUAUUGCCUCUAACCUUUACUCUAGAACUAAAAUGCAAUAAUAACAAUUUAUAUAAAAAACAACUGAUGAAAAUGAAUCCUCUUCUCCAUCAAUUUCAAAAUUAGAAGAAACAUUUUAAGUUAAACCUAUACCAUUAAAAUCAACUAAAAAAUUAGAAAAAUUAACUCAACAAAAGAAACCUAAGAGAUAAGAUGAUAAUAAGGUUGAGAAUAAAGAACCUUCUUAAAAGAAAAAAAUAUUUUUAUCUAUGCUUGAUAUUAAAGAAACUCAAUAUAAAAAGUAUUUCAAUCAUUUAUCAAUUUAGAUUUAAAAUUAUUGAGAUAGAUCAAGAAAAGAAGGCAAUAAUUUCUUCUCAAGCCGAACAAUGA
Molecule: messenger RNA, 469 nt
Organism: Paramecium sonneborni
Lineage: Eukaryota; Ciliophora; Oligohymenophorea; Peniculida; Parameciidae
Source: the annotation of a GenBank genome assembly